AUGUCUUCCUCCCGAUCAACCGGAAAGCGUCUGCCUAUCAGUUGUCAGGCAUGUCGAACAAGAAAGAUCCGCUGCUCCCGGGAUGGACGUCCAUGCCAGACCUGUGUGCGCCGGGGAUUGGGCGCGGAGGAUUGUAUCUAUCUUGGUCAACCUCGUCUGUCAACUGAGCAAACACAGUCCGGAGACCCAAAUGUUCAGAAUGAACUAUUAGCACGGAUCCGCAAUUUAGAAGCCCUGCUCCAGAAGCAGGUACAUUCGCAAGCGGGCACACCUGUUGCUGGCUCUCAGUCUCCACUUGGUGCGCUCAGUGCUACUGGCAGCUUGUCAGAUUCUGAUGUUGGGGGAAUGGAGUGGGAUCUGCGCAGUAGUAUGCUCGGUAAUGUCGGCACUCUCCAUACGUCCCCAUCAGGGCACGUUCGUUAUGUGCCACUUGCUUCACAGUGGGAAUCUGUUGUUGCUAAGAGCCCCGCUGCCGGGUGUUUGCGGGAUUCCGACUCUGAUAUUAUAGAUGACGACGACCUGCAGAUCCCCUUAGCUCGAAAUGGGAGUGUCUCCCGUGCUGAGCUUUUGGCCUUGUUACCACCAGGCCGGUAUUGUGAUACUUUAAAAGAGGUUUACUUUCGUGUCUUUUCUCCAGUCUUUCAUAUUCUUCACGAUUUGACUUUUGAAGCCGAGUAUCAACAGUUUUGUCAUGAUCCGGGUAGUGUGUCAACAUCAUGGCUCGCUCUUUUGUUCGCCAUGCUUGCCAUCGCAGUCAGUGCACUAGAGGACGAUGAUCCUUUAUUAUCCGACCUUGGCCGGGAGAGGACAGUUAGUCGAAACAUCAAAGUGCUUUCAGCACGCUACCGGUCUGCCGCAUUGCGAUGUCUGGCUGCAGAUGGUGUCAUGACUCGGCAUUCUAUCAACUCGCUGCAGUCAUUAGUCCUCAUCAACUAUGCGCGACUCCAUCGUGGUUUGCCUUUCUGGACAUUAUUGGGAUUCACCCAUCACGUUGCCAUCUCUAUGGGCUGUCAUUUAGACCCAGAGAGAUUCGUCCUCGGUCCCAUUGAGCGUGAAGAGCGACGACGAGUCUGGACAGGGCUGAUGAUGCUUUAUACCAUCCACAACACAUCUUUCGGCAGUCUGGAUCAACAUUUAAUCAACCAGGAUGUGAAGAUGCCAGCCGAUGUUGACGACAUCGACCUUCUAACUGCCCCGAAUGCCCCUACCUCUGAUCCCUCUUCCUCUCCCUCCGCUAGCCGGCCCACACAAAUGACCUACCUCCUUUUGAGCUUCCGACUAUACAAGAUCUCCACCAGGAUCUGCGAAACAAUAUUUACCUACCCCCAAGCGUCCCGCUUUAGCAUCGCCCAGCUCGAAGCUGAACUAUUGACCGUUCGCGACCUAUGCGAUGCUCGAUAUCAAUCCGAUAAUCAAGAUCCAUUGCCCGUCCACCACCAAGCCAACCUCAACAUCCUAUACAGCCAAAUCCACCAGCUCCUCCUCCUUCUCCUCCGUCCAAACCUUUGCCGAUUCAUCCAAGGCGAGAUCACACCUGAGACCUGCGAAUCACGAUCCAAAUGCAUGGCAUCCGCAAAAGCAUCUCUAUCGAUCUUCCAGACUCUACUGGAGUCUUCACAAUUCGCCCCUUACAAGUGGUACACCAGCGGACUAGGCAGUUUCAACGCCUUCCACGCCGCAGUCGUCCUAGCCGUUGGUCUCCUUAACCCCGAGAACGAGGCAGAGUUCGACGAGAUCAAGGAAGCCUUGACAAAAGCCCUGGAUAUGUUCGCUUCACUUUCUGUCCGAAGUAUCUUCUGCAGUAAAGCAGUUCCAGUCGUUCGACAGAUCAUCGAAAUCACAUCUGCACAAUACCACCAAGCAAAACUGCAAUCCCAAACUCAGCAAACCCAAGCCCAGAUGUUCGCGACUUUGGCACCUUCCAUCUCAGCAGUCACAAUGCCUGAUAGUUACACGCUGUCACACAAUCCAUCGCUAUCGCCUGUUCCAACUGUUGCGUCUUCGGCAAGCGAGCCGUCGAUGCACUCUAGUUUUGGUAUCAAUUUGCAUCCUCAGCAUUGGAUGGGUCCUACUUCUGUGCCGUGGGAGACGAUGGGUUCGUCGAUGCAGUAUGCCUUUGAGUCUGAUGUGGCAUAA
Messenger RNA from Penicillium pulvis, 2136 nucleotides. Its product is annotated as Zn(II)2Cys6 transcription factor. Gene Ontology annotation, molecular function: DNA binding; zinc ion binding; DNA-binding transcription factor activity, RNA polymerase II-specific. Gene Ontology annotation, biological process: regulation of DNA-templated transcription; DNA-templated transcription. The record is from RefSeq and is a predicted model, not a curated record. Lineage: Eukaryota; Fungi; Ascomycota; Eurotiomycetes; Eurotiales; Aspergillaceae. The transcript has 3 exons. Gene Ontology annotation, cellular component: nucleus. The coding region runs from base 1 to 2136 and encodes 711 amino acids.